Molecule: messenger RNA, 1522 nt
Organism: Equus quagga
Lineage: Eukaryota; Metazoa; Chordata; Mammalia; Perissodactyla; Equidae
Gene: SHLD3
Product: shieldin complex subunit 3
Exons: 1
Coding region: 678-1433 (251 amino acids)
Biological process (GO): positive regulation of isotype switching; positive regulation of double-strand break repair via nonhomologous end joining; negative regulation of double-strand break repair via homologous recombination
Source: RefSeq, a predicted model, not a curated record
CCACGUGCCGCAGCUGGAAGGACCCACAACUAAAAAUAUGCAACUAUGUACUGGGGGGAUUUGGGGAGAAAAAGGAAAAAUAAAAAAAAAUAAAAUAUUUAAAGUAUAAGAUGAUCCAUUUUCUUCAAGAUAGGUUAAAAAUUACAGUGAUUUUCAUUGUCCUCAAUUCAGAUAGCUCAAAUUUUUAACUAUUAUUACAUUUUUGUUAUCUUCAUAUGGAUCUAGUAUUUUAAGAAUCACUGAUUUGCUCUUUGUUUCUGCUGUAGUCUUAAGAUUAUUACUUAAUAUAUUAAUAUCAAUACUUCCAAAACUUUUAUAUCUGUUGAGUUAAACAUGUUGACUACUACCAUUUUUAGGCUGGAAGUGAUCUUAUAGGGCAUUUAAUUCAGAUCCCUUAUUUUGGUGAGAGAGAAAAUUUCCAAUUUUGUGGAUUACAAUUACCAAUAGCACUUUGAUAAAAUAUCAUGUUGCGAUUGGUUUUUGAUUUUCUUUUUCUUCCUGCCUAUUUGUAUGUAGGCUGUCCCUACCAUAUCUUAUUCUUUGCAAUACUUCCACUUCAGGUCCUGUUUCCCUCUGAUUUGGAAAGAGAGACAGUCUUGUCAUUGUAAAUUACAUUCUAGCUCUGAGGAGCUCAGCUAAGAAAUUUUAUCUUCAUUGAGUAACUGGAUUACUGCAGAAUGACUACAGAAGUAAUAUUUCAUUAUCGACCAUAUGAGAGUGAUCCCACACAACUGCCAAAAAUUGCAGAGAAAGCAAUUCAAGACUUUCCUACACGUCCAUUAUCGAGAUUUAUUCCUUGGUUUCUGCAUGAUGGGUCCAAACUUCCACUCAAACCUAAAAAAUCACCACCUGUGAUUUCUAAGGAGGCAGCUGAAGAUGUGAAACAGUACUUGACCAUUUCAGAACGUGAUGUUAAAUCACAGAGUUAUGAUUGCACAGUAGAUCUAUUGGAGUUUCAACCUGAUCUGAAAAAAAAGAAGCACUUAAUCCGGUCACACACACUGGAUGAACAGACUAAUUCUGGAAGUCUGGAUGAGCAAUCAGAAAAAGGAAAAUGGUUCAGGAAGAGGUCUUGGAGUGUUUCACUUCCUAGCAGUAAUAGUACUGAAAAUAUUUUUCCUUUGUCCAAAAAAUUGCAAGAGAGUUUAAAGGCACUAAAUUUGCACUCACUUUAUAGAGCAAGAUGGACAAUAGAACACACUGUUUGUAAGAGCCAGAGUCUGGAAGACAUUUGGGCAAAACUCAAUCGAAUUAUCAGGCACAAUGAACUUCCGUCUUGUAAUGCUACGAUUCAGAGACAUUUAGGCCAAAUAUGGGUGUUCUGUGAUGUUAUGUACUGUGAAUAUGUGGGAAAUCUUCUAAAAGGAAGAUUGGCUCUUACUGGGAAAAUUGAUUUAUUUGUGCAUAAAUAUGGUGUUAUUUUUAGUAUGUAAUGAAUUCCACUGAUUGUCAAAAGAAUAUUCUCAAUGAACUGAGUAUGAACUGCAAUACUGAAAUGAAUAAAUUUUUUACCAGUUUUAAA